Messenger RNA from Penicillium robsamsonii, 1833 nucleotides. RefSeq names its product vezatin family protein. Gene Ontology annotation, molecular function: myosin binding. Gene Ontology annotation, cellular component: plasma membrane. Lineage: Eukaryota; Fungi; Ascomycota; Eurotiomycetes; Eurotiales; Aspergillaceae. The transcript is spliced from 5 exons. The record is from RefSeq and is a predicted model, not a curated record. The coding region runs from base 1 to 1833 and encodes 610 amino acids. Gene Ontology annotation, biological process: cell-cell adhesion.
AUGGAAUCAGUCGUGUAUGAGAACUCGCCUUUGGCUGAAUAUUUGGAAGGGGAGGGUGGAAACGAAGAGAGCUGGCCCGUGGAGGAGAAUCAAAGCGACGAUGAUCAUACCCGUACCUUCAACUUUGCCCCUCAGGGGUCCUCCAAAUUCCAGGAUCGCAUUCGAAACAAGUUGCCGAAGCCUCUCAAUCUACGAGGCACACCGCAGGGGGAACUAGUCAAGAAACUAUAUGACGCUUGCUCGUCCGCCCUGAACGUCCGAUUAGCACGAAGUGACAACGAACGAUUUUUGGAACAAUUUGGCUACGUUAUUGUCGCGUCGCAACUGUUAAACGAACACAGCGCUCCUUCCUACACAUCCGCUGCAGAUGUCCUAUCUGCAAAACAACCCUCAACUCUCCCGUCCCUAUCUACAACUUUUGGAAUUCAAGGCGCCAUUGUCACAGCCCUCACAUCCUUCUCUAUUGCUUGGUUAUUACACUGGACCCGCUCAAGAACUGGGUCAGGGCUCAGUCUCAAGAAAGUUGGAGUGCUUCUGGUAUUUGUGCCCGCUGUCGGUAUAUUUUUCUAUGCUUUUGCAAAACGACAGUGGUUGAAAUAUCUCCGGCACCAGGCUGUUGAAGCAGCUGGGACCUUCAUUGGAAAUGCUCAAGGGUUUGAUUCGGCUGCGUCGGCUUCCGUGGUCUUUAUUCAGGAGGUUGAACUUGUGUCAAGAGGUUAUCGGAUAAGUACUCCUCUGCCACCCAUCAGUCGACUGGAGGAUGUAGUACAAACGCGACGGUGCUUGAGAUUGCGCCGAGCGGUUUCCGAAUGCUUCUACUCCAUGCUCGAGCGCUAUAUUAAAUCCCAGAAUACUUUGCGCCCGCUCACUGAUGAAGGUGAUCUUGCGAAAUAUUACGACAUUUAUGACAUUGGACUGGAAGAACUCGAAGCAAUUGAGACGUCCCUUUCGCAGCGAACCAACGAGGACCAGUACUCGUUGCGCUCCCUGAGGGAUCUGUUUGGAAAACUUUACAGCGUGAGAAAAAGCGUGUUGUGUUGCUUACUGGCCCUCAGCGCCGAUGGUGGUGGCUCCGAUAUUGCUCGGUGGAGUUCUGCUGUUGAGGAAAUGCGUGAGCUUGCUGCGGUGACCGGCAACGGCAUGCUGAAAAUGACAACCAUUUUAAACGAAGAGGACCGUGAUAAUAUUCCUCCGUCCCCAUUACCUUCCGCCUCGCCAAGCAAGGAUCACCUGCGUGCUCAAUUUAGACGGCUCAACUCUUUAUCACAAGGGGUCCGUGCCUUACAUGCUAAAAUGCACAUUGCCAGCGAGGAGUCACAUGCCAAUCUAGAACGCACAGACCCUGAUUUUGAAGCCACCCUCCUGGCACAAUAUGACUCGGUUGGGAGUGAUCUUAGGGCUCUUCUCCAAGAGUGGGAAGUUGGAAGAGCCGCACUGGUAAACCAACACGAUCGCCUUAGCGUCGGGGAUCGCUCGCGACCGCCAAGUACUUUCUUGUUACCCAUGUCCCCCACCCCUAGCCUGGGAGGAUCUACGGCAGUCGAGGGCAGCCCGACGGAUGCACUGAAAGCCUUAACUGGCGAGGGCCGGCCGGAUCUGACCCAGACCUAUGAUGAUGAGGAAAUUUUCGAAGCUGUUGUACUCCCGGCAUCGAGAAACAAGAGAGUGUCUUUGACAAGAGACGAGCGUCUCGCACGUGUACGAGAAGACCGUGCCAGACAGGCGAUUGCCAGAGAAAAGGUAGAUGCCAGCACUAACAUGCUUAAGGAAUUGGAAAUGGUCAUCAAGCAGCGACCAGGAAACAACUCUGCGAAACGAGUUACCAGCAUCUAA